Gasterosteus aculeatus aculeatus (three-spined stickleback) is the source of this 1283-nucleotide messenger RNA. It is a transcript of the gene ntpcr, whose product is annotated as nucleoside-triphosphatase, cancer-related. NCBI's taxonomy places the organism in Eukaryota, Metazoa, Chordata, Actinopteri, Perciformes, Gasterosteidae. Gene Ontology annotation, molecular function: ATP hydrolysis activity. The record is from RefSeq and is a predicted model, not a curated record.
GUUGAAAAAAAGCCCUGCGGAGUAGUCUCUUCUGCGCAUGCGUCAACUCGAUGUGUCCGGAAGCGCCGAGCCGCGUCACCUGAAAUGUUCAAACACGUUUUUCUGACGGGACCUCCAGGCGUGGGUAAAACCACUCUGGUCCAGAAAGCCUGCGAGGCUUUGGUGUCAUCGGGGACGGCAGUGGGAGGCUUUUACACCGAGGAGGUCAGGGACGGAGGCCGGAGAGUCGGCUUUGAUGUCGUCACGGUGACGGGAGAGAGGGCCCAGCUGUCCAGAGUCAGAGACCCGGCCGCUUCGCCUCGUGGCGGGCGGGAACACACCGUGGGGCAGUACGUGGUCGACUUGCCGUCGUUUGAAAACGUGGCGCUCCCCCUCUUCAGAAACGUAGGGUCGGCGGACGGAGGCGGUGGCGGCAAGGUGUUUGUCAUUGACGAGAUUGGCAAGAUGGAGCUCUUCAGCCAGUCGUUUGUCGGGGCCGUGAGACGGACUUUGGACGGCUCCUCCUGGACCAUCCUGGGCACCAUCCCCGUCCCCAAGGGCAGACCGCUGGGUCUCGUGGAAGAGGUGCGGGGCAGGAGGGAUGUCAAGGUCUUCACUGUGUCGAAGGAGAACAGAAAUGACAUUUUACGAGACAUUCUCGCAACACUUCAAGACUGUCUAACACACAGCACCUAAUAGUGAGAUUCAGAGUGAAAGACGUUACCGCUCGUCCUCUUUUAAGCGCGUACGCGUUUCACACAGCAACCCUGCUGAGUGGAUCCACACGGGGCUUUGACCCGACCUGAGGGGCGUGCAGAGAUUAGCGUGUAACACGCGUGUGUUUGUGUACGCCGUUCGUUUUCUUUUCGUUCUCGUACAGCCUCAAAAUGGAUUGCAUGCUGAAUAAUUGAUUGUGAGAUGGAACACCGUGGGGGAAUUGUUCAGUUAGCGUGUAAAUAUCUCUCCGACUCAGAGCCGGCUAAUAACGGCUGCGUUUCAUUUUGUAACUCAGCUGUUGGUGUUCUAGAGAAUCCGGCUCGUGUUGUCUCACAUUUUUCUGUGUAAUGUUCAUUUGUGCAAAUGGUGCUUUUCAUUUUUUAUUUAAUUUUUUUGUAGAUGGGCCAACAGGGCGGUGCACCUGUUUAUUAAUUUAUUUCUUAGCUAUGUGAGCCACCCCCACCCCCCCUUUGUGUAUGUCUAGUUAUCAUUGAAAAUCAAUAUUUAACGGUGCAACUAUGUCCAAUCCUUUCAUGGUUUAUUCAUCCACUAACACAAAAAAAAUAAAUAAACACAUGAUUUCUUUC